AUGGCUACGAAGCGCUCCGAACUCCUCCAGCGUUACGGCUAUGACUUACUGUUAGGUUCAAUUGCUGCGUUUUACGUGCUUAUGGCGCCGUACACCAAGGUCGAGGAGAGCUUCAACAUUCAGGCGAUGCAUGACAUUCUUUUCCAUCGCCACCACUUGGAUAACUAUGAUCACUUGGAGUUCCCUGGAGUUGUUCCUCGUACCUUCAUCGGAGCAUUUCUGAUUUCAACUUUAGCAUCUCCCUUAGUAUUUGCCAUGCGCUUGCUGCAGUUUCCGAAACUAUAUGCACUCAUCUCAGUUCGCUUGGCAUUGGGUUCUGUCACUCUUGGAACUUUCAGGUUCUUCCGUAUUCAGGUUAGGCAGAAGUUUGGUCAUCAAGUGGAGGGAUUUUUGGUGGUGGUAACUGCAUUUCAGUUUCACUUGCUGUUCUAUUCCACCCGUGGUCUUCCCAAUAUAUUGGCUUUGGGUGGAGUCAACUUGGCUUAUGGGUACUGGCUCAAGCAGAAAUAUUAUGUCUCCCUGAAUUGUCUGAUCUUCGUUGCUAUAGUCUUCAGAUGUGACAUGCUAUUGCUUCUUGGCCCUCUUGGCUUGCAGCUUUUGUUGACCAGAUCUGUUUCAGUUUUUGGCGGGAUUAAAUACUGCCUCGGCUUUGCGCUACUAUCGAUUGGUCUUACCAUGUCCAUUGACUCCAUUAUGUGGAAAAGACUAUUGUGGCCAGAAUUUGAAGUAUUCUGGUUCAACUCUGUUCUUAACCGAAGCUCUGAAUGGGGUACACAUUCCUUCCAUUGGUACUUCACUUCAGCUCUCCCACGUUCUCUACUUGCUGCAUAUCCUCUUUUCAUGCUUGGUGUUGUCCUAGAUCGAAGAGUUCGGUACUUUGUUCUUCCGGUUGUCUUGUUCAUUUUGCUUUACUCUAAGCUUCCACACAAGGAACUGCGAUUUAUAAUUAGUUCUGUUCCAAUGUUCAAUCUCUCUGCUGCUGUUGCAGCAAGCAGAAUCUAUAACAAUAGGAAGAAGACAUUAUGGAAGUUGUAUAAUUUUAUCUUGUUGGGACUACUCUUGAUCAGUGUAGGGUGCACUGCAGUGUCUUUCAUGGCAUCUUAUGAAAAUUAUCCCAGUGGUCAUGCAUUAAAAGAGUUGCACCAGAAUGUUGGCGAUGUUUCUGAUAAUGGCCAAAUAUUGGUUCAUAUCGAUACCUUUUCAGCCAUGAAUGGAAUAUCACGCUUUUGUGAAAAUGGUUACCCAUGGAGGUACUCUAAAGAAGAGGGCAUUCCUCUUAAAGAAUACAAGCAGAGAAAUUUUACAUAUCUUGUAAGUGAGCAUUCAAGUGUUGAUAGAUAUGAGUGUUUAUUUUCUGUGAAUGGCUUCUCGAGGAUUCUUCUUCAACAUGGCUUCCCUCCUGUUGCCCUGGUGAAAAAGCCAAAGGUCUACGUUCAUGGGGAUGGAAAAGUCAUGGAUAUAAAAUGGCGGGGCUGCUCUUGA
Linum trigynum is the source of this 1482-nucleotide messenger RNA. The record is from the annotation of a GenBank genome assembly. NCBI's taxonomy places the organism in Eukaryota, Viridiplantae, Streptophyta, Magnoliopsida, Malpighiales, Linaceae.